Tilletiaria anomala UBC 951 is the source of this 558-nucleotide messenger RNA. RefSeq lists its product as uncharacterized. Gene Ontology annotation, cellular component: nucleus. Lineage: Eukaryota; Fungi; Basidiomycota; Exobasidiomycetes; Georgefischeriales; Tilletiariaceae. Gene Ontology annotation, molecular function: DNA binding; ATP binding; ATP hydrolysis activity. The annotation marks the transcript as partial. The record is from RefSeq and is a predicted model, not a curated record. The transcript has 2 exons.
CUUACCAACUGCAUCGUUCUGCACGGCCCAACGGGCUGCGGCAAGACGGCGAUGGUGUAUGCCUGUGCCGCUGAGAUGGGCUACGAGGUGUUCGAACUGUUUCCUGGUAUGGGUAAACGAAGUGGCGUGGCGCUGGAAGCGGCUGUCGGUGAUCUGGCACGCAACCACAUGGUGCUCGGCGGUGGCAAAGGCGGAGGGGCGACGUUCAAGAGCAAGUCGGUGCUGGACCUGAUGCGCAAACGCAACGAUGCAAGUCCGCAGAAGCCGGCACCGGCGUCGUUUGCGCGCGCUGGAAGCGCACAACAGCCUGCGAGACAAUCGGUGAUUUUGAUCGAAGAGGGCGAUGUUCUGUUCGAAGAGGACAAGGGCUUCUGGCAGGCGGUUGUCGAGCUUGUGGCCAAGUCCCAGCGGCCAGUGGUGAUCACGUGCAACGACAUUGCGCAGGUACCACUGCAGACAUUGCCCAUCCAGGAGGUCCUAGAAGUGACAGCACCACCACGCAACCUCCUGUCGGCCUAUCUGAAGGUCGUUGCCGCUGCAGAGGGAAAAGAGCUCGAC